Messenger RNA from Ostreobium quekettii, 1812 nucleotides. Lineage: Eukaryota; Viridiplantae; Chlorophyta; Ulvophyceae; Bryopsidales; Ostreobiaceae. The record is from the annotation of a GenBank genome assembly.
AUGGCGGGCCCCUCCCCGCGCGGUGUGCUGGAGGUGGUGCUCAGAGCACCGGUGACAUACGUCAUGAUUCAGUUUGUCGCCGUUUACUUGCUCUACCUGCUGUUUCGCUGGCUGAUACACAGGCUGCGCGUAUGGUUUGAGCACGUUCCUGCCAUCUCUGUGCCUCUGCCGACAGAGGCCCAAAAUGCCGUCAAGGUUGAUCCCAAGAGCCAUGUGGGGGACAGGACAAUACCUUGUUACGACCCAAGCACAAUGCGUCUCCUUGGAACAGUGCCGGCAAUGAACACUAAAGAAGUGAAUGCCACUGUUGAUGAAGCAUGGAAGGCAGCAAAGAUUUGGAAGAGGUCCACUUUCGAUCAAAGGCGGCUUCUUUUGAAGAUUCUGCAGAAAUUCACAGUUGAACAUCAAGAGGACAUAUGCAGGGUGUCUGCUCGGGAUUCAGGCAAAGUGGUGGUAGAUGCUCUGUUUGGUGAGCUGAUGGUUACCUGUGAGAAGUUUGCAUGGCUCCGUUCAGAGGGGGAGAAAUACUUGAGACCAGAGAAACGGUCUGCAGGAGUCAUGAUGUUCUACAAGUCAGCAAGGGUGGAGUAUCAUCCAGUUGGUGUGGUCGGCGCUAUCAUUCCAUGGAACUAUCCUUUCCACAACUUCCUGAACCCUGUCAGUGCGGCAGUAUUUGCUGGCAAUGCCAUUGUUGUCAAGGUAUCAGAGCAGACCUCGUGGUCCUCCCAAUACUAUAUGGCAGCCGUCAAGGCUGCCCUUGCUGCCGCAGGGGCUCCUCCCAACCUGGUCCAGAUCGUGACUGGAUAUGCGGAGGCUGGUUCUGCCCUCGCAUCCGCCAAGCUCGGAAAACUCAUAUUCGUGGGUUCCACGGCCGUAGGCAAGAAAGUAAUGGAGACAGCAGCCAAGCGUCUUACCCCUGUGGUUCUGGAGUUGGGGGGCAAGGACCCUGUCAUCAUUUUUGAUAACAUCAAUAUUGCAAAGGCUGUUCCCUUCGCCCUCCGUGCUGCUUUCCAGUCCUGUGGCCAGAACUGUGCUGGUGGGGAGCGCUUCAUAGUCCAUGCACGCAUAUAUGAUAAGUUCUUGCAUAUGGCAGUGGAGACAGUCAAACGCAUGACUUUCGGAGAAGCCCUUGGCAGUGAUAGGGUGGACAUGGGGGCAAUGUGCUUGCCAGGAUUGGCUGAAAAGGUCCACAGUCUCGUUCAGGAUGCUGUGUCCAAGGGUGCCAAGCUCCUGAUUGGUGGGGAGCUGCCACAACGGGAGGGGCAGUUCUACCCUCCAACCAUAUUGGCCGAUGUCACCAAUGAUAUGAAGAUUUGGACAGAGGAAGUGUUUGGACCGGUGAUGGCUGUCGUCCCGUUCGACGAAGAAGAAGAAGCUGUCCACCUGGCCAACGACUGCCCCUUCGGCCUUGGCUCCAACGUCUUUUCCAGCCAAUACUCGGUUGCUCGACGCGUCGGGGCCUGUCUGGAUGCUGGCAUGACCAACAUCAACGACUUUGGAACAACGUACAUGUGCCAGUCGCUGCCCUUUGGUGGCAUAAAGGACAGCGGCUUCGAUAGAUUCGCGGGCGUGGAGGGCUUAAGGGGCCUGUGUGUGACGAAGUCGGUGUGCGAAGACUGGUGGCCGUUUCUGAUGACCACAAACAUACCCCCUGCACUGCAGUACCCUGUCAAGCCACAUGCAGGGGCAUUCGUCCAGGCCCUUGUGAAGAUGUUCUAUUCCUUAGGUUGGAAAGAGCGCUUCCAAGGCCUCAUCGAAGUCGCCAAAUGUAGUCUCUCCCCAUCUUCAGCGGGGUCAUCAAAAAAGGAGUGA